Messenger RNA from Rhagoletis zephyria (snowberry fruit fly), 523 nucleotides. RefSeq names its product reticulon-1-A-like. The record is from RefSeq and is a predicted model, not a curated record. NCBI's taxonomy places the organism in Eukaryota, Metazoa, Arthropoda, Insecta, Diptera, Tephritidae. Gene Ontology annotation, cellular component: axon; endoplasmic reticulum membrane.
UUGCUGAACUCGUCUACUGGCGUGAUGUGAAGAACUCGGGCGUCGUUUUUGGCGCCGGCCUGGUCAUUCUCUUUUCGCUGUCCAUCUUCUCGGUCAUCUCUGUGGUUGCGUACACGCUUCUCUUCACCCUUCUGGGCACCCUUUCCUUCCGCAUUUACAAGAAUGUCAUGCAAGCCGUUAACAAGACCAAUGAGGGACAUCCCUUCAAAGAGUAUCUUGAAAUCGAAAUUGCCCCGCCCCAAGAACGAAUUCACGAGAUUGUAGAUUCAGUUGUUGCUCACGGUACCUGCUUCAUUAACCGAAUGCGAAGUGUUCUUCUCGUUGAGGACCUGGUCGAUUCACUGAAGUAUCUUCUCAUCUUCUGGGCUCUCACCUACAUUGGCGCCUGUUUCAAUGGCCUUACCUUGAUUCUGUUGGCGUACCUCGGUGCCUUCUCCCUUCCAAUUGUCUACGAGCAGAACAAGGCUCAGAUUGACCAGUACCUGGAUCUGGUGAGCAGCAAGAUCUCGGAGAUCAGUGACAA